AUGCGGCGCCGGCGCCAUCGUCUCCUGGUAGCGCUGGCUGCGCUAGCGCUGUGGACGAGCGUCGCGAGGACGAGCUUCUCUGCGCCGUCGAAAUUGUCCACCACCUUCGACGAGCUCUGGACAUUGCUUGCGACGCGCCAGGAAGCAGUGGUGGACGGAGUGGACGCCUCCCUGCAUCAGCUGUCGGCACCCAGUAGCCGCAGGGCCUGGCAGCAGCUGGCAGAGCUGGUCACGGCGCAGGAAACCCCAGAGGCGUUGGAUGGUUCCAAGUAUGUGAGCCUCAGGUUGGAUGGUUGCAUGUUUGGCCGCCUCACCCGAGACCUUCGUGACAUUGGCCUCAUAGGGCCUGGCUACUCCGAGGAGAUUGGAGAAAUCAUGCGGCUGUGCUGCCGCGCCAUGAUGGAUGAAUUCAAAGGCAGCGUGGCCUAUACGCACAGCGAUGAGAUGACGAUCCUGAUGUUUCCCCGGACCAUUGGUCGUGGUGGACAACCCUUCGAAUGGCCUCAUAAAGGACGGAUUCAGAAGUGGGUCAGCAUCGGCGCCAGCCUGGUGACGGCGCUCUUCAACCGACGCCUGGAGCGCUUGGCGCAGCAGCGCGGCGUGGCGCUGCCCGAGGAUGUCGUGGCGCACUUCGAUUGUCGCGCUGGACUCUUCGACACGGAGAAGGAGGCGUUGUCGCUGAUCUUGUGGAGAGCCUAUGACUGUAGUGUGAACUGCGUGCAAGAUGCCUGUCAUCUUCAGGGCGCUCCAGUAGAAGUGGUACGAAGCGACUUUGGGGAGAAGCUUCGGUGGCUGAAGGAUGCUGAUCUGCUGCCCCUGAAACCACAUCAAGCGUAUGGCAGCAUGUUUGUGAAAGGUGUGGGGCAGUUCAAAGCCAACGUUAGUGGCACCAAUCAGACCGUGCUGGUGACUCGCAAGGUAAACAUCCAGGUGAACGAUGGUGCCACGGGUCCUUGCAACCUUCUAUUGCUGCCACGUAGAGGUGACACCUUGGUGCCGCAGGAGGGUGACAGACGUCUGGAGCUCCGCGAGGGCAGCUACUGGCGUUACGUGGGGCCUUCCGGCACCUCCGAGGAAAGCAAUCGUGAGAGCGACCGGCGAGACUGUCGAGACUUGCCUUUCAGUAAGCAAAAACGAACCUCGCCGGCAUCUCUGGACAAGUUUCACAACCUCAUCAUUGUGAUGGCUUGA
This is a messenger RNA of Cladocopium goreaui, 1191 nucleotides long. NCBI's taxonomy places the organism in Eukaryota, Dinophyceae, Suessiales, Symbiodiniaceae. The record is from the annotation of a GenBank genome assembly.